AUGUACCCCCCAUUCCACCUCAAAACAACCCUCCCCCUCCUCCUCCUCCCCCUCGUCCACUCCCAAAACCACAGCAUCCCCCUCUACCCCCCCUCAACCUGCGACAUAACCGCCUACCCAGCCCUCACAAUAGCCCACCCAGGCACACCCUACACCCCACAACUUCCCACGCCCGAACUAAGCAUCAUCCUCGCCGCCAUCUCACCCACCAACAUCGAGGCCAUCAUCGAGAAACUUGUGACCUUUGGAACGCGCCACACGCAAUCGGACCAAACGUCCCCAACACGCGGGAUAGGAGCCGCGAGAGAUUGGUUGUUGUCCGAGUACCAGGGGUUCGCGGAGGAGAGUGAGGGCUGGAUGGAGGUCGAGUUGCAGAGUUAUAUACAGCCGGCUGGGGGACGGUUGACGGCUGAUACGAAUAUCAGUAACAUCGUCGCGACGUUGAGGGGGAGUGAGGAUCCGGGGAGGAUUAUUGUUGUUUCGUAAAUAUCUCCCCCUCCUCCCCCCUCUUUUCUCCCCUCAUGUUCUCGGCUCGUAGACUAACAAAAGGCAAAGGGGCCAUUAUGAUUCUCGCUGUCUGGAUGUCAUGGAUACCACCAGCGAUGCACCCGGUGCAGACGANUUCUCCCCUCAUGUUCUCGGCUCGUAGACUAACAAAAGGCAAAGGGGCCAUUAUGAUUCUCGCUGUCUGGAUGUCAUGGAUACCACCAGCGAUGCACCCGGUGCAGACGACGAUGCAUCCGGUGUAGCGAUUUCCAUGGAGUUGGCGAGGAUUAUGGCCAAGUAUCGACCGGCGGCGACGAUCAAGUUUGUUGCUGUUGCUGGGGAGGAACAGGGUCUUUAUGGGUCCGGCUAUUUGGCUCAGAGUUUGGCGAAUGCUAGUGCGAAUGUUCAGGGGAUGUGGAGUAAGUUGACUGAGUCCAUUUUGUUGUUUGUGGGGUUUGUGAUGUUGUUCUAUCAUCCAUUGUAUCGGGAUCCUUUUUUUUGUGUUUUCAUUCGAGUGGAAUGAAAGGAGGGACCAGAAUCUGAGAGGCGUUUUCUCACUGGAGAAAAAACCCAAGAGCACUUCCUAGAAACCCUACGUCUGUCUCGGCUAAAAAAAGAGAACCCCCACAAAACAACCAACCAAAGACUAACACACCCCCCAGCAAACGACAUAGUAGGCUCCCCAAUCGGCGAAGACGCCCGCAACAACUCCAACACAAUCCGCAUCUUCUCCCAAGGAAUCCCCACCAACGAGUCCUCCCUCAACGCCCCCCGCCGCCUAACCAUCGGCGGCGAAAACGACUCCCCUUCCCGCUCCCUCGCCCGCUUCACGCAGGAAGUAGCCUCCAACUCCAUAACCAACAUGUCAGUAGAACACAUCUACCGCACGGACCGGUACCUACGCGGAGGGGACCACUCGCCCUUCCUCUCCGCCGGCUACGCCGCCGCGCGCUUCACGGAGCCGCGCGAGAACUUCGCACACCAGCACCAGGACGUGGUGGUGCGGAAUGGCACGCAGUAUGGGGAUUUACCGGAAUUCUGUGAUUUCUACUAUAUCAGUCGGGUGGGGAAGGUGACGGGGGCGGCGGUGUGGAGUCUGGCGAAUGGACCGGGGAAUCCGGGGAAUGUGACGAUCGAUACGAGUGCGUUGACGAAUGACUCGACGUUGAGGUGGUCGAAGGUUGCUAGUGCCGUUGCGUAUGAGAUUGUCUGGAGGCCGACGGGGGGUGCGGUUUGGACGCAUGUUAUUGAGGUGGGCGAUGUGACGAGUGCGAUGGUGGGGGUUAGUAAGGAUAAUGUUGUUUUUGGGGUGAGGAGUGUGGCUGCGAAUGGGUAUAAGAGUCCGGCUGUGUUUCCAUUUCCUGCGUAG
Hymenoscyphus albidus is the source of this 1855-nucleotide messenger RNA. The record is from the annotation of a GenBank genome assembly. Lineage: Eukaryota; Fungi; Ascomycota; Leotiomycetes; Helotiales; Helotiaceae.